AUAUGCAAAAGUGCAGGUAAGCGCAGGUGCGUGGUGUGAUCUUGUGAAGAAUCUAAAUCGAAUUAUAAGAUUUUUUUCGUCGUAUGUGUAACUUUUGAUGAGACUGGAACUGAUAACAAGAAAAGAGACGAAGAUCUAUUUUAUUUAAUUGAAGACACUGUGUGGAAAUGGGACCUGAUAAUCUAUUUGGACAAAAUGAAGCUAUGCGAAAGGUUGAUAUAACAAAAGAUACAACAAAGCUUAAGUCUACAGAUAUAAUUUAUAUGAAACGUAUAGAAGAACAGAAUUUGCAAAGAGCAAAAACUGUACAGAAAUAUCGUAAAGCAAAUAAUCGUACCGCUAUUGCUUUAGGCCUUGGAGUCAUUGGAAUUUACGCUUAUACAAUAUAUUCAGUUAAACAGGAAAAAUUCUUAGACGACUUUGAAGUACCGGAAAAGACGAUUGAAAAGGCUACAUAA
Atta colombica is the source of this 458-nucleotide messenger RNA. It is a transcript of the gene Ccdc56, whose product is annotated as cytochrome c oxidase assembly factor 3, mitochondrial. Bases 168 to 458 code for a protein of 96 amino acids. Gene Ontology annotation, cellular component: mitochondrial inner membrane. The record is from RefSeq and is a predicted model, not a curated record. The transcript is spliced from 3 exons. NCBI's taxonomy places the organism in Eukaryota, Metazoa, Arthropoda, Insecta, Hymenoptera, Formicidae. Gene Ontology annotation, biological process: mitochondrial respiratory chain complex IV assembly.